AUGGCAGGACCCCGGCCCUCACAACCUAAGCGACGACGCACCUCAUCCAGCCCAGACGACUCCUCAUCGAGCAAACGAUCAGGUACUGCUAUUGAGAAGGAUACACCUGCUAUAUAUGGAUCUGCGGCGAUGGAUGAAAGGUCAGGAAUAUCUACUGAGGAGCUCGGGCGCGAUGCUCUACACUUUGACCAGGAAGCUGGCUUGGAGGAGUCCCUCCCUUCAUUGAAAACAGGCGAAGAUGCUGUUGAGGAAUAUGAGCAGUGGAAGGCUUCGCUAGAUAACGAAUCUCAGCUGGAAGGGACGCAGCAGUGGCUCACCCAAAGAAGAUGGGUCAAAGGGGAGAGCUCCAUCUAUGUUGACGCUUUCAACUACGCUCUCAACAGCGUUCUUCAAGAUGAGAGCCAUCUCUUUAAUGAAGCAGAGCAGGCCGUGUUUGAUUACUGGAAAGGGCUCUCUUAUGAGUCUCAAUACCUUUAUGUUCGACUAUUUCUACGCAAAACAUCUGCUUGGCAUCGCAUCAAUAAGCUGGGCUAUUAUCAAGACAUUGCAGAUAUGCCAAGGGCAGUUGCCGAUCUUCGAAAGACGAGAAAGUUGCCUGCAUCAACUGAUGACCAUACACCAAGUUUUGGAGGCCUAGACUCCCCUUCAGUCACUACAAUUGGUGGUGAGUUUCGGUUCGCAGACGAUAUGAACGAAAUACAGUCAAUCGAAGAAGCUUCCUCACUGCUCCUUCUUGACGAAUUGAAAUGUUUCGCAAGAGACCUGAAGGUUUCAGGAAAGAAUAAGAAAGAUCUUAUCAAUGGUUUAUGUGAUGCAAGCGCCAGUCAAACAGGGCUAAGUUGGCUUUCUUCAGCCAAUCAAAAAGUGGCCGAAAACAAUAAAGCUGCAUCAAUAGCAUCACAUUUCAGCAACCUCGAAACUGGAAAAAGAGGUGUUAUGCUCCGACAGAAGAUCUUUGACCGCACAGGUGACUGCAUACGACUUUCCAGCGGCCCAUUGAAACUUUUUGAACGCGUUCACCUGCUAUUCUAUCGUUCGACCCAAUGGUCAGAAAAAUCCCUUACCGCCAUAAUACUCGCAAAGAUAUCCAGAAGGCAUUACCCUGAUUAUAUUGUCAGUCGCUCGAAUUCCAUAUUUCCAUCACGUUCCGAAUUGCUUGAAUUUGAAGCCGCCAUUCGCAUCCAGUUUGAUCUGGAUAAGGAGAUGGAAUCCAACAGCUCCACAACUGACGAGAAGAUACAAUCUGUAAAGCAAUAUGCAGGAGCUGUCUAUCCCCGGUGGAAGAUACUCUUACAGAGAGAACAAUCCAAAGAAGAGCGGUUAUACGAUUACGGAGAAGGUGCAUAUCUUCGUCGCUUUUCUCCUGCAUGGGUGUACACCAGGAUCAUACAUAAGAAUUUGUGGUCUCUUGGACGGCUUAAGGACUAUAAACAGGAGCACAAGACCUUAAAAGAGCUGCUGGAUCAGCGCCUCUUCCACACUGCGAGGCGUGGAACUUGGUACCAGCGCAAGGCACUCCUUGAGGAGCAUUACAUGUGGGCAAUCGAUUCUACCGAUACCCGGCCUGAGGAUACUCGAAAGAGGGAUUGGAGACAACAAGCACUCCACACUUGCGAAGACGGACUUCAAGACCCAGAAUGUCAUAUAAUUUUUCACUAUGGUCUACAGAAACGGAUAACGAAACUGGAGAAAUCCUUGAAAAUAGCGAAAAGGGAGCAGCAUGAUUUUUCCCAUGUCAUGCUCGCGAAACCACAAGAACGGACGGUGGAAGGGAUCCGGAUUGAAAAAGAGCUUCCAGCAAAGCAACCUAAUGCGAAAAUUACGGGAAAUAGCAACGCAAAAAACAAAGGCCGUCCGACUGUCUGGGUUGAUGAACGGGAAGGAGGAGGUGAAUGUCGGGUUGAAAGCAUGUGUCUGAGCUGGUAUAGGGAUCAUGGAUGGAAAGGCUUCCAUUGCGAAAGUGGAAUCCUUCGAACACUUUUUGGAUACCUAUUCUAUGAUGUUAUAUUUACCUAUAUCCCUAAUGUCUUCCAGACUCCGUUCCAGACCUGCCCCUUGGAUUUACAUACGGAUUCCUUUUACUCGUCUCGACUAUCUGAUAUUAAUUCAAGGCUAGCUGAGAUAUCAAACGGGGAAGCACAAAGGCUCAUCAAGGAAGUAUAUAUACGUGAAGCAGCAAAGCAAACUUGUGCUAUAGGUAUUGACUGGUCCUUUGAGGUCAAUGAUCUCCUCGAGAUUGCUCAAUGUUUUAAAGGCGAAGCAUUGGCAACUAUAUGCAAAGUGAUGGCGCAAGAGUAUCAGCAACGUGGCGGAGGAAUUCCAGAUCUUUUCCUCUGGAGGAUGGAUACCAAGGAGGUGAUGUUUUCGGAGGUCAAGUCAGAGAGUGACCGUUUAAGUGAUACGCAACGCCUUUGGAUUCACGUUCUUACAGGGGCAGGUGUCAAAGUCGAGCUAUGUAACGCGGUGGCACGCGAGGUCAGGCGUAUAUAA
Messenger RNA from Trichophyton rubrum CBS 118892, 2490 nucleotides. RefSeq lists its product as uncharacterized. The coding region runs from base 1 to 2490 and encodes 829 amino acids. Gene Ontology annotation, molecular function: flap-structured DNA binding; 5'-3' exonuclease activity; 5'-flap endonuclease activity. Gene Ontology annotation, cellular component: nucleus. Gene Ontology annotation, biological process: interstrand cross-link repair. The transcript has 3 exons. Lineage: Eukaryota; Fungi; Ascomycota; Eurotiomycetes; Onygenales; Arthrodermataceae. The record is from RefSeq and is a predicted model, not a curated record.